UAAAUGGUGGUGCAUGCAAACUCCAGUUGUAAACAAAUUAUUCCAAAAUGAUUGUUUACAUUUCUCAUUUAUGAAAAAGUGUAUAAGAUUUCGUAACAAUUUAGCAUAAAUGCAUAGUGUACAACACACGUGGAAAUCAUCUUAUACUUAAAGCGGAAAAGAAUGAAUUAAGCUUCCAUUCUUCAAUCCUUCCCAAGAAUAUAGAAUGGUAUGGGGGCACGUUGUCGUCUGUGUGCCGAAAUAUAUGAAGAGCUGGUGGAAGUUUUGGAGGAAGUCGACUUACCUGCUAAGAUUUUUCAAUUUUUCCGAAUUAACAUCGUAGCCGCAGAUCGACUGCCCACGACCAUCUGUCAGAAAUGUUACGAGACCAUAUACGCCACAUGGGAUUUUAAUGAAAGAAUUCAAAGAGCUCAAGAGCUACUGACCCUCGAAGAUGCCAAUAAAACCGAUUUUGCCGGUCCCUUGCAAAGUGUACCUGUCGAAAAAUCCAAUUCCGUCGUUGAAUGUGUGUUUGUUAAUCAAUGUGAUGAGUUGCAGAGUGAACCCAAAAAUAAGGUCAAACUUAAAAAAAGAACUUCCAUAAGCUCGGACUCUGAGGAUCUACUCUCAGGUACGAGUGAUGCCGAAUGGCACGAAGAUGGCAGUGUCACCUUACGUCGGUGCUUAGAGGGUUGGGAUCAGUAUCCAUGGACUUGCUCGGAUUGUCAAGAAGCUUUACCUAACGCAGAUGCUCUUAAAGAUCAUCAUAGUCUCGUGCAUGACCAGCCACCGAAGUAUGUGUGUGCAGAAUGCCCAAAAAUGUAUACAAAAUACAGUACAUUUGUUGGGCACGUUCGCACUCAUCGAGAUCAUCUUCGAUUUUGCUGUGAUGUUUGUGGCAAAUGGUACGGAACGAGCCGUGCUCAGGAGCAACACCGGGCCUCGCACUAUGAACAAAAGCCUCACACCUGCACAACUUGUGGAAAACGGUUUCGAGUACAAUCUUCUCUGUUGGUACAUGCCCGAUCGCAUUUACCCGCAGAGGUCAAAAAUAAGCAUCAAUGUGAUCAGUGUCCGAAACGUUUCGGAACCAGACCGAAUCUAAUGGCGCAUAAACGGAUACACUCGGGUAUUCGUGACUUCACUUGCGAUCAGUGCGGCAAAAGUUUUGUGCAAAAAGGCAAUUUAGACAAUCACAUGCUGACUCACACCGUGGCUCGACCGUUCACGUGUCACGCCUGUGGGAAAGCAUUUAAAACCGCCGUUCGGUUACGAAAACAUAGUUCUGUACACUCCGGUCUAAAACCUCACCAAUGCGACGUAUGCGGGCGACAGUUCCGAGAGAGAGGAACUUUAAAAGAACAUCAUCGCAUUCACACCGGCGCCAUGCCGUUCACUUGUGAAUAUUGUGGCAAAUCAUUUCGGUUUAAAGGUGUUUUGACGACACACAGGAGACAGCAUACCGGCGAGAGACCUUACUCGUGCCUCGAGUGUCAGCAUCACUUCACCAACUGGCCGAAUUACAAUAAACAUAUGAAACGUCGGCACGGUAUCAACACCAGCGUUACUGUUCGUAAACCACAAUCCAUUCCUCCCACCGGUAUGCCACAAAGAAAUCCUCCCGGUACUGUAUUAGCCCCGCCGCAACCGACAACAGUCACAAUGCUUUCCAGUGUUCCUCAUGCCACAGCGACAAUUACGGAUAAUUUCGCAGAGCCUCCCCCUUUCUACCCGGUCCUUAAUUUGUACAAUUUACCCGAAGAAUUGUUACAACAGCGUGUUUAAUUGUAUUAUCAAGCUUUAAUGUAGUAAAAUGUGAGUGAGUAUAAGUAAGACGUAUCGAACCAUCAUUUUAAAUUAUUAUUUGUAGAUUCAUAAUUGUAAUUAAUAAAACAAGGUGCUAAA
Molecule: messenger RNA, 1884 nt
Organism: Photinus pyralis (common eastern firefly)
Lineage: Eukaryota; Metazoa; Arthropoda; Insecta; Coleoptera; Lampyridae
Product: gastrula zinc finger protein XlCGF26.1-like
Exons: 2
Coding region: 211-1764 (517 amino acids)
Biological process (GO): regulation of transcription by RNA polymerase II
Cellular component (GO): nucleus
Molecular function (GO): RNA polymerase II cis-regulatory region sequence-specific DNA binding; DNA-binding transcription activator activity, RNA polymerase II-specific; zinc ion binding
Source: RefSeq, a predicted model, not a curated record